Paramuricea clavata is the source of this 477-nucleotide messenger RNA. The record is from the annotation of a GenBank genome assembly. Lineage: Eukaryota; Metazoa; Cnidaria; Anthozoa; Malacalcyonacea; Plexauridae.
AUGCAACAAGCACUCUGCCCACCUGAUGAAGAUCCAUCGGUCUAUAAAUGGGAGUUGGAGAAUAUCCUCUCAAAAGCCGACCCGACUCUUUCGAACGAUGCUAAAACUGCGUUGUUGACGAGGCAAUUCUUGAGAGGUUUACCGCCGACGCUGCAGAUGCUGGAGCAUAACCCCCCUACACCGAAUGAAAUGGUCGAGUUCACUCAACGAUUUUGUGCUCUUGGUCAACCAGUAGUGGACGAUAUACCUCCCAUGCAAGUUGAUGCUGUUGCUCACUCGUCUUCUCCAGCAGACCCAAAAUUACAGCAGCUUAUUUACCAUGGUUGCUGGCAUCUCGGAGAAACAACAAGCACUAGAGAACCGCCUGAAACGUACGGUAAACGCUAUACGUGUGGUUUAUCAGGUCAUCUUGCUCAAGAUUGUAUGCGACAGCAAGGCUUUAGUCCAAGGCGGAUGAUCACCUGUUAUAAUUGUUGA